AUGGUCAUGUGUUUGGCCGAGGCCCGAGUCUUAUCCCCCGACCCCAGCCUCGACCACCUUCUUGUCCGCAACGCCCACCGUCUCCUGCUCUUCAAGAAAGAAACUCCUCCAAACACCAACGAGGAGAACAUGGCGACAAGAGCUAUGAUCAACAAAGCCAUGGGAGAAGCCAAGUCCAUGGCCAAGAAUGUAACAGAAUUGAAAUAUAGUGAAGAAGAAGAAGAAGAACAAGGGAAAAGAUUCAAGUCUGGGUUGGAGGAAGUCAUCAAAGUUGGUAGAGAAGAUAUGAUGACAAACAUUUUCAGCAUCAAAGGGAAGUUAAUGAGAGCGGAACUGUGUGCUUUGGUGGCCAAAUAUUCAAUGAAAGAUGUGGGCGAGAUUGUGCUGAGAAUGCAAGGGUUGGUGUACGUGACGGUGAGCUACGUGGCGUCGCAUGAGAUGGCUGGUGCAGUGACCUCUACCAUGCAUUUGUUGGGGUUUGGGACCGCGCAUGGAGCGUGCGUUUGGGUGUUGCUCGUGUGGAGGCGAGUGGUACCGAUGGCGCUGCCGAGACAGCAGUUGGGGCUGGUGCAAGCCAAGGUUUAUCCGGUGUAUUUCAAGCUGGUGGCGUUUGGUGUUGGGCUUGCCUUCUUGUCACGUUACUCUGAAAUGGAUCUAAAUCUAUUGAAGGAGAAGUUACCAGGAUAUAACUUGGUUGCUGUGCUUCUGUUGGUCCUUGCCAACAUGCUCUUCCUUGAACCUAGAGUCACUAAGUUGGUGAUGAAGAAGAUGAAGGUGGAGAAAGAGGAAGGGAGAGGAGGAGAGAAUCCAGAGACUGAGUUGGAGAAGCCAGUGGUGACUGGGGCUACUUCCAUUAAGGGUGCUUGCUGUGAGUUAGUGCCUCCAGUUGAGGAAAAGGAUAUGAGGAGUAAGGUGGACGAGCUGGACAAUGAGCUGAAGAGACUCAAUAAACUUUCUGCGUUUCUUAAUAUACUUACUCUCAUAGGUCUCACCUUGCACCUGGUGCAUUUGGCUCACCGCUUGCAGGCUUGCAAAUGCCCCUGA
Messenger RNA from Dioscorea cayenensis subsp. rotundata (Guinea yam), 1044 nucleotides. RefSeq lists its product as uncharacterized. The transcript has 2 exons. Bases 1 to 1044 code for a protein of 347 amino acids. The record is from RefSeq and is a predicted model, not a curated record. NCBI's taxonomy places the organism in Eukaryota, Viridiplantae, Streptophyta, Magnoliopsida, Dioscoreales, Dioscoreaceae.